Trichobilharzia szidati is the source of this 451-nucleotide messenger RNA. The record is from the annotation of a GenBank genome assembly. Lineage: Eukaryota; Metazoa; Platyhelminthes; Trematoda; Strigeidida; Schistosomatidae.
AUGAGAAUAGGUCAAUCUGAAAGUAACCUACUGAAAAAUGAUACUACAAUGUAUCAAUCAAAUCCCAACCUAAAAAAUUCCCGCUAUCGAUCAGAGACUGUCUUAUCAGCGAUUGAUCAACGUCAGCGUAGACAAGCAGCAGCCGCUGCUGCCGACAAUUUAACCAAUCGGUUAUCAUCGCAUUCUAAAUCGACUGGAAUGUUCAAUUCAUUGAAAUCUGUUAAACAACACAAUGAUGCUUUAAAAGAGAAGACGGCCGAUGUACAAGAGGAGGAUAGUGAAGUGGAUAAAUAAUGAUAACGGUAACAAUCAACUACACAAAUAACACACACAACACCUCCUUUUUGUACAUAAUAUACUACUUAUAUACACAAUCAAUCCAUGAAAAUAAAGAAUAAUGAACGAAUCAAGAUAUUAUUUUGAAGACAAUUAUCCAACAAUUUAUCAACGU